This is a messenger RNA of Cuscuta epithymum, 1230 nucleotides long. Lineage: Eukaryota; Viridiplantae; Streptophyta; Magnoliopsida; Solanales; Convolvulaceae. The record is from the annotation of a GenBank genome assembly.
AAGGGAGGGACGCAAAACUUGUUCUUCACAAGACGUUGAGGGCUAACUUUAAAAGAUUGAGAUUUUAGGUUUAUCUUUUCCAUAUUGCUGAUCACAAGAGUAUUUAUUAAACAUGUGUGGUGAAUGACGUAGUUGAGAAGUUCAUGGGCCUGAGGGAGUUCCGCAAAGUGUAAACUGAGGAGUUGGGUGCAUGGAAUUGAGAAUGUUGAAUAUUUGAGGCGGGUAGUGGACCAGUGGGUGUUGAGAUUUGCCAACAUCUUUAAAUUUUAAUAAAUUAAUCUCUAUAUGUCAACAUCUUAGAAUGUAUUAUAGAUCUCCUUUUCAACUCCACAGAUUACGGGUCGUGCUAAGCAUGAUUCAUUUUCUGUCUCUAGGGUUGCCGCAAGGCAAGUCGCUAGUUUCGAUCGUCCGCUAUCGGCUUACGCCGAGGAACGUGGCUGGUUUCUGGCCAUCCGUUUUUAAUUUCGGCAUAGAGAAUUCGGAAGGGGAGGCAACAAAGGAGGCAGAUGAAGUUUUUGGUUCUGACUGGCAGUUUCGUGGUGUUUUGACGGAAGAACCGAAGAGACGUAGCAGUGCACAGAGCGACAAAAGGCCGGUCAAGGAAGAAUAGAGAUUGGCGGUUCGUCUCCCUCCUAAACCGCCGCCUUGGAUUGAUCAAGAAGUCGAGGUUUGGAAGAUGAUUUUUAUGGUCUUAUUUUCGUGUUAUGUUUGUUUACGGCGUUUCGUUUUUUGUUGAGGACUUUAGUUUUAGGUCUACAAUAAUGAUUGUCAAUUCUGCUAGAUAUUAUAUCAAGGAUCUAUAUGGUCACUGAUUGCUGUGUCAUCCCCGCUUGGUGCUUAACGAUUCAUAUUGCUCGUUCAGGGGUGAUCACCUCAGAGUCUAACCGUAAGGUUGAUUAUGAUUGUUGAUUAGGAAUUGUUUUUGUCAGGGUUGGUCUUUUUGGGUUUGUUGUAACGAUCCUUUCCCUAAUGGUUUUAAUAUAAGAGUUGGAUUUGAUGAUAAAAAAACUCCAUAGAUUACGGGUCAAAACUAAUUUCUCCUAUUCAAGUUAAUUUCUUUAAUUAUUUUUUGUUUGGACUAGCUAAUUAAUUACGAGUAGGGAUGAACUACUAUAAAAAUCAAUUCUCUCUUCCUAUCCGAACCAAAUUACCAAAGAAACCCUAAAUGGCCCAUAUCUUAAUGUUACAUUUCUAUUAAUAAUCAUUGGUAGUAAGGAUAUUUUCGGGUGG